Messenger RNA from Microdochium trichocladiopsis, 2845 nucleotides. Its product is annotated as heterokaryon incompatibility protein-domain-containing protein. Bases 176 to 2602 code for a protein of 808 amino acids. The record is from RefSeq and is a predicted model, not a curated record. The transcript has a single exon. NCBI's taxonomy places the organism in Eukaryota, Fungi, Ascomycota, Sordariomycetes, Xylariales, Microdochiaceae.
CAUCAAACAACAACAACAUUACCAGAGACAUCGACGACGGACCUUACAUACACCUUGAUCGCGCCGGGCGGGCCACAGCCAGUGUGGACACCAUGGAACCGUGCAGACAGAGGUGACGGCGCCUCGAACAUGCCUCGACCGCGCACAAUCCGCUGGCAGCACCGCCACGGGGACCAUGGGAACGUUUGCAUACGUGCCCCUACACUGCACCGAGUCGCGGCGCAUUCGGCUCGUCAAGCUUGCACCUCUCGCAGAGGCAAAAGAAGCUGAAGCGAGUUCGGGAAAAGAAACCAGUGGGAAACUGGCAUGCCAGCUCCUCGAGACACUGCUGGACGUAGCACCACCAUAUAUUGCCAUCUCGCACGCUUGGGGCGACGCCACACGGCACAAGGCGUCGAUACUGGUCAACGGCCACGCACACAAUGUCUCACAGACGCUGGCAGACCUGCUCGCUUACCUGCAGCGGUACUGCCGACCGCGCAGCAACCAUUUCUGGAUCGACGAACUGUGCAUCAACCAAGAGGAUGUCGUGGAAAAGGGCAUCCAGGUCGGCCUCAUGCGCCAAGUCUACGAGAAGGCGUGGGUUCUCAUAGCUUGGCUGGGCACCAUCAAGGAUUUCGCGGAGGGUCCUGGGCAGAACGGGGCUGAGGGUAAAGAGGGGGAAGAGGAGGAGGAGGAAGACGAAGAGGACCGCCGCAGCGACAGAGACGGCCUCAAGGACAUUCACAGCCUGCACGGCUUCUUCCAGGCCUAUGUCCAGAACAAAGACCGCUACGGCGUGGCCAUGAAGCGCAAGGAGCUGCGCUUUCCCAUUGUACCUUAUGCCCACCGCACGAAAGAGGUGCUUGUGUACGAGCUUGAUGCCAACGGCUGUCGCAUCAACAACAUCAAAGGCCUGACGGAGGACGAAAGUGCCAAAGUCAACGAGAGCGCCAGCGUCGUGGAAGCUAGGCUGCGAUACCACAUCGGAAACCAGCGAAAUAGCCAGGACUGGUCGUGGGGACCGGUCAGCAGGCUGCUCGCCCGGCCUUGGUUCAGUAGAAUCUGGCUGGUGCUGGAGGUCUAUUGUGCCAAGAACGUGCAGCUUGCCUUUGGCUCGCACAUGAUAUCUUGGACUGUGCUUGCUGAGGUCUGCGAAGCCAUCGUCAAGUAUGGCCUGGAGAGGAAUUUCUGCCAUAUAGACAGGAGAAAUCAACUUUUGCGGCCAGCCGGCUUCCGUCACAUCAUCGCGCUGGCCCGUAUGCGCGAUGCCAAAGUCGACGGGCAUGGCAUCGAUCUCACGCAGAUAUUGCUGCGCACGAGGUCUUUCGAGGUGCUCGAUGUACGUGACCGCGUAUAUAGCCUGCUGAGCCUGGCGUCAGAAAGCGACAGGACGGCGUUACCACGCGACUACGGCCUUUCCCAAGAAGAGCUCGCAAUCAAGCUUGCAGCACAUCUGCUUAAGUCAAGCUCAAGACCGGAAGAAAUACUGUCACUGGCAGGAAUCGGAUGGGGGACGGCAAAUUCAUCUGUACCAUCCUGGGUGCCCAGUUGGAGCAACCUUCCGGCAAACCUCAAACAAACACACUCACGACUGUUCCACCACAACUUGAGACCUGUAAACAACACACCAGCUGGAUCCGGCACUGCACGCCAAGUCAUCACCAUACGACCCGACCUAACCACACUGAGAGCAGAAGGCUACGUGGUCGAUAAGGUCCAAUUCCUCAUGACCACAGCGUGCCCCAACAUUGGCGAAAACUUUGACAUUACCACCGCCGACCAGCACAAUCGAGCACCAUGGACAGACUGGAUGCUGGACGCCGUCGACAUGCUCAACCAAGGCGCGGCGUCCCCCUACCCGACGCGAGAGCCCCUCAACGAGGUCCUCUGGCGGACGCUCAUCACCUCGAGGACCCUUGACGGGGCCGAAAACACGCCCGCGGGACCGGAAUACGGGCUUUCCUUCCGCCGCUCUGUCGGACGGCCGUUUGAUAGCAUCUUCACGACCACGAACUCAGACUCCAGUACCGCCCUCAGGACAGAGCAGGCCCUCCAUGAGGAGGAAGCGCAUCGCCUCCUGCAAACCCUCACCGCCCACAUCGACUUGCCGCAAGUCUCGCCCGGCAGGGCAUACAUCGAGCGCAUGUCGUACUCGUCAUCCCAGACGUUCCGCGAGCUCGAGAGGCUGUGGCGGCGCAGCUACAACGUCCACGGCCGCGGCAAGUGCCUCUUUACGACCAAGAACGGUUUCGUCGGGCUUGCGGCCCCUGGGCUUGCGAAAGGCGGGGAGUUCUAUAUUGCUUACCUCCGCUGCUCGGGCGGAAGUGACGGCGGAAAAGGACGCAGGAACCCGCUCGUCCUCAAAAGGGAGCCAUGUCAUGAGGUCUCGCCUGGUCGGGUGAUGGGCGGCCCCGAGAAUGAUUUUGGUCCUGGGAGCCGCGCGAACAGCAAUGACAGCGGCACGAGUGGAAGCAACAGCAUAUGUGGCAGUGGGAAACGUUACACAAGCGUGAAGGAGUCCAGCGUGCAGAGGUUCCGGCUUGUGAGCGAGUGCUAUCUACACGGUGGGUAUAUACUGGAGAACAAGGCUCGUCAUGUCCAGACACUAGACAUAUACUAGGGAGCUUACCCCAUCGAUUGAAGAUCAGCGCCAUGUCACGGUUGUAUUUUCAUUAAUUGGGAAAUGGGCUGAGCUGGGAGGCAGAAACGAAGACACGAAUCCUGGAGUCUGCUCUACAAGGGCCUGUCACCAAAGCGCGGCGGUAAUUCUGUGAAUGUGGCCAGUCACUGUUCAGUAGUAGUUCAUGUAGGGAAGUACUUGCUGGUCGAAUGAAAUACCGGUCAUUUUCUUUUCAAUUCGAGA